Molecule: messenger RNA, 315 nt
Organism: Lottia gigantea (owl limpet)
Lineage: Eukaryota; Metazoa; Mollusca; Gastropoda; Lottiidae
Exons: 3
Biological process (GO): translation
Cellular component (GO): ribosome; mitochondrial large ribosomal subunit
Molecular function (GO): structural constituent of ribosome; large ribosomal subunit rRNA binding
Source: RefSeq, a predicted model, not a curated record
AUGGCAGCGAAAACCGCAGGCCAAGGGGUAAUGAAAAAGAUUAUCCCAAAGGUAACACAUCAUCCAUUUAUGAAAACAGAUAUCCCUGCUGCUAUGGCGUCGGCUGCUCCACCACUCGGCCCACAACUUGGACAGAGAGGCAUUCAGAUUGCAGCAUUUUGUAAGGAAUUUAAUGAAAGAACAGCAAAUAUAAAAAAAGGAAUUCCUUUACCAACAAGAAUAACAGUUUUUCCAGAUAGAACAUUUGUAUUAGAAAUUCACAAUCCACCAGUAUCCUUUUUCCUGAAACAAGCUGCAGGCUGUUUGAAAGGGGCU